Messenger RNA from Phlebotomus papatasi, 1502 nucleotides. RefSeq names its product gastrula zinc finger protein XlCGF26.1-like. The transcript has a single exon. NCBI's taxonomy places the organism in Eukaryota, Metazoa, Arthropoda, Insecta, Diptera, Psychodidae. Gene Ontology annotation, cellular component: nucleus. The record is from RefSeq and is a predicted model, not a curated record. Bases 8 to 1483 code for a protein of 491 amino acids.
AUGCAAAAUGUGCAGAGAAAAAUUCAACAAUUCACAGGAAUUCGAAUAUCAUCUUAAAUCUCAUGGGAUUAUAAAAACAUAUACCUGUGUAAAGUGCGCAGAAGUCUUCCUGAAGCUAGAGCUCAUAAACAACCAUCUCGAGAAGCAUGUUGAGGAAGUGGCAUCAAAAUUUUGCGGUGAUGCUGGAAAAUGCUGUGAUCCCAAGCUUGCAAAAAAAUCACCUCAUUUACUCUCUGUGUGCUUAAGAUGUAAAAAUGUAUUCCCAGACAAAACUCUCUUAGUAGAGCACUUAAAGACCCAUCAUAAAAUAUCACCUGACGAAGUUUAUCUCUCAAUUCGGACAAUUCCCUCAAGUUGCAUGCCAAAUUCCCAAGAAAUUUCAAGUGAAACCCCCAAAAAUGCCUGUAUUUGUAUGAUUUGCAAAAAAGUAUUUGUUAAUAAAUACACAUGCAUCACUCACAUCAAUGCUUACCACAAUGGAAAGAUAAAUUGCAGAUCUCUCGAUCAUGAAACCUGGUACAGAUGGAUCUCUGAAGAGGGAGAAUUUGCUGCUCAAGAAAAAGCCAAUUCCAUUUGCAAAUUGGAAAAUGGAAAUCAAUAUUCCUGUUGCCUCUGUGGUAAAAUUCUAUCCUGCAGAUCUUCCUGUUUGAGACAUCUUCAGAAGCAACACAAAAUUCACGAUAAGAAUUUUUGCGAAAAGCCUUCGAUUCUGUGUAGAAAAUUGGAAACAAAUAGUAGCCCAGCCACUGUGAUCCCUCUGAAAAUUCCUACAAGGACUGUAUGCCUCCUUUGCAACAAAGUCUUCCAUAAAAAGUACAACUGCUUCAAGCAUUUGCUCAGAAAGCAUCAAAAGAACGUGAAAUCUUCAAAAGAAUCUUCAAAUCUUUUCGUUGAAUUCAAUACCAAAAAUAUAGAAGAUGUUCAAGAAGAUAAGCCAAUUGAUAAAGAUAAUGAGAAAAUUUCUAAGAUUUAUCAAUGCCAUAUUUGCGCAAAAGUAUUGAAAUCUUCCGCAACACUUAAUAAACACCUAAAUAAUCAUAGAAAUCCUCCAGAAUUUUUCUGCAGCAUCUGCAAGAAGUCUUUUCGUUACAAGAAGUCUCUUAAACAGCAUAUGAACUCUAUUCAUCAAAUCAAUCCCCAAUUUAUCUGUUCAGUCUGCAAGAAAAUUUUCUCAACAUCUUCAACUCUCAAGCAACAUCAAUUAAUCCAUACAGGACAGAAGCCUUUCGGCUGUGAUAUAUGCAGUAAAUUCUUUCGUUUGAAAUCCACUCUUGAAUAUCACAUGAAAAUUCACUCAGGAAAACUGCCAUUUCAGUGUAGUUACUGCCAAAAGUGCUUCAAAGUGAGGAAAGAUUGCAAAAAUCACGAGAGGAUUCACACGGCUGAAAGACCUUUUACUUGCCGUUACCAGUGCGGAAAGGACUUUGGACAUUCAUCAGCAAGAUACAAGCACGAAAAAAGUCAUGGUAGAUCAUCUAUAUAAGCGAGAUAUCCCGAGAUAA